This is a messenger RNA of Fusarium verticillioides 7600, 2176 nucleotides long. RefSeq lists its product as hypothetical. The coding region runs from base 285 to 2036 and encodes 583 amino acids. The record is from RefSeq and is a predicted model, not a curated record. The transcript is spliced from 4 exons. NCBI's taxonomy places the organism in Eukaryota, Fungi, Ascomycota, Sordariomycetes, Hypocreales, Nectriaceae.
UGACAUGACAUGGGCAAAUUGAAUUGAAUGCAAGGCCAUGACAUGACAUUCUCUGCUUAGUUCAGUUGACGUUGUCUAGCGGCCGAAUAUGUUCCCACAGUCUUCCCGUCUUCGCCGAUUCCCAAGUUCGCCGCUGAGGCGGACACCCUUGUAGGAGUAAUUGAUUAAUUAAUGUGCAUAGCUUACCUUGCCUGUCUAGGGAAUAAACAAAACAGCUUCUAUUCCCUCCCUCUCUUUGCUCUGAACACCACAGCCUUUCUGUUGCUCAUCGAAUCCUGUUCACCAUGAAGCUUCUCGGGUUGUCGUUGGCCACGGGCCUCAUCGCCCAGGGCGUGAGCGCUACACCUAAGCAGUCCAAGAAUGAGCCUCUGUUCGCGAUCCAGCCCAACAUGAUCCCCUUGGAGAAGAAUGCCGGAUCGUCUGAUUUGUUCCCCAUGCCUGAUUGCAAUGGCUUCAAGCUUGAGGAGGCUACUUUCACGGAGAUGCAGGAUGCUAUGAAGGCUGGCAAGCUUACUUCUGUUCAGCUUGUGACUUGCUACCUUAUGCGCACGUAUCAGACCAAGGAGUACCUCAACUCUGUCCUCCAGGUCAACCCCGAUGCCUUUGCCAUCGCGGCAGAGCGCGACGCCGAGCGCGCAAAGGGCAAAUGCCGUGGUCCUCUGCACGGCAUCCCCUUCACUGUCAAGGACAACAUCGCCACCAAGGAUAGCAUGGAGACAACCGCCGGCAGCUGGGCGCUCCUCGGCAACGUCGUCCCCCGCGAUGCGCACGUCGUCAAGAAGCUCCGCGACGCCGGCGCCGUCCUCUUCGGCAAGGCUGCUCUCAGCGAGUGGGCUGAUAUGCGCAGCAACGAUUACUCUGAGGGUUACUCUGGGCGCGGUGGUCAGGUUCGCAGCGCUUACAACUUGACUGUUAACCCUGGUGGUAGCUCUUCUGGUAGUGGUGUUGGCGUUGGUGCUAAUGUGAUUGCGUUUUCGCUUGGUACUGAGACCGAUGGUAGUGUUAUUAACCCCGCCAACCGCAAUGCCCUCGUUGGUAUUAAGCCCACUGUUGGUCUUACUUCUCGCGCCGGUGUCAUUCCUGAGAGUGAGCACCAGGACUCUGUCGGUUGCUUUGCCAAAAACGUCAAGGAUGCUACUCUUGUGCUUGAUGCCAUUUACGGCGUUGACAAGCGCGACAAUUACACUGAGGCCCAGAAGACCCCCAAGGGCGGUUAUGCGAAGUUCCUCACCGAUAAGAAGGUUCUCAAGGGUGCUACCUUUGGUCUUCCCUGGAAGAGCUUCUGGGCCCUUGCCGACGAGGACAUGCAGUCUCAGCUUCUCGAGCUCGUUGAGCUGAUCAAGUCUGCUGGCGCCACUAUCAUUAAUGGCACUGAGAUCACUAACUACGAGACCAUUGUCAGCCCUGAUGGAUGGAACUGGGAUUACGGUACUACUCGAGGAUUCCCCAAUGAGUCUGAGUACACCUACAUCAAGGCCGACUUCUACCGCAACAUCGAGACCUACCUCAGCGAGGUCAAGAACACCAAUGUCCGCAACCUUGAGGACAUCGUUAAGUUCAACAAGCAGUACGACGGUGUCGAGGGUGGCUACCCGUACAAGGACGGCAAGGGUAUUCCCGCUUUCGCCUCCGGGCAAGACGGUUUCCUCGCCUCUCUCAAGUCCAAGGGCGUCCGAGACGAGACAUACUGGCAAGCCCUCGAGUUCUGCCAGACUUCUUGCCGCAAGGGUAUCAACGACGCACUCACCUACAAGGGCAAGAAGCUCUCCGGUCUUCUCGUCCCUCCCCAGGUCGCCCAGGCUCCUCAGAUCGCCGCCCAGGCCGGUUACCCCGUCAUCACCAUCCCCGGCGGUUACUCCAAGGACUCUGGAAUGCCUUUCGGCCUCGGAAUAAUGCAGACUGCGUGGGCUGAAGCUGAGCUUGUCAAGUGGGCUAGCGCGAUUGAGGAUCUUCAGCGAUCUACUGAUGCUCCCUCAAAGCGUCGCCUCCCCAAGUUCCUUGGAUACCUUGAGCGCAACGUUCCUGUGCCCUUUUGAGGUGUGAGCCAAUUGAUGCGCAUUUUGGAUCGUAUAUAAUAGUAGACAGCAAUACGUAACUUUUAAUGAUAUUAUGGCUGAAGCCUCAAUCAAUGCUGUACGGUCGCAAUCGGACUUGUGUAACAGAGAACAUUCCAUGA